UGCAAUAUGAGGGCUUCUUAUUGCGGUGACUUCUCUUAUUGUGGAGCACGGGCUCUAGGCGCGCGGGCUUCAGUAGUUGUGGCUCAGGGGCUCUACAGCACAGGCUCAGUAGUUGUGGCGCAUGGGCUUAGUUGCUCCACAGCAUGUGGGCUCUUCCCAGACGAGGGCUCGAACCCGUGUCCCCUGCAUUGGCAGGCGGAUUCUUAACCGUCUUCCCUGGCCCCUCUUUCCUUUGGCUUUAGGGGAGAGCUGCGGGCAGAAUAUGGUGUGCCUGACUUGCUCUGUGGGACACUGGGUCCCCAGGGAAUCAGUUGUCUCCAAGUGUCCUCACUGUGUCUUGCUCAGCUUUGCCCUCUUCUUCCUCAAAAGUUGAGUGACUUCCCAACCUGAGCUCACAGCAGGCUCUAUUCCCCUGUCCUCUUCCAUCCACCUAAAGCACGUUCGCACACUGGCAGGAUACCCAAACACACCCAUCACUGACUGCGCCCUGGGAGUGUGCUCUGUUCCCAUUACCUGGGCUCAUGGUGAUACCAAUUGUCAUGAGAUUAUCUGCCCCCUUCCACGCUUGAGCUCUUAGUGUGGACUGUCCCACAUUCACCUGAGACAGUGUAGCCAGUCCUCUACCUAUGUGGCAUCACCAGUUCCCCUGUGACCUGUCCAAGGUACAGUCUGACCCAAACUCUCUCUUGCCUCCAUCGAGCCCUUCAAGUUUUUCCCUGAUCUAAGGCCAGCAUUUCUCCUUCCUCAGCAUACUUAGAAUGUCAGAGAGCUAGAGGCGGCCUCAGAAUCCUGACAAUACCCUGGUUCUUGGCUUCGGGCCCAGAUUCUUAGGAGUCCUCAGUGGUAGGAAUAGGGUCUAAAGUUUCUAACAUUUUGCUUUUUAAUAGCAUUUUUUUCUAAUUACAAAGUAAUGCACGCAUGCUCAAGCAGAAAACUUGGAAAAAGCAGAAAAGUAUAAGGGAAUUUUAAAAGUCACCCUAUUUAUCCCAUUCACCCCCUCAGUGGGCCAGUGCCUGGAACAGAUUUGGUGCGUAAUAAAUAUUUGUUGAAUGAAUUAUCUUUGAUCCCAUCACCCAGAGAUAAAAGCCACAAUCACCUUUCGAUUGUUUAUCCUUCCAGUCAUAGAUAUGUUAUACUACCUAAAUAAGAUCAUAUUGUACACAGUUUUAUGGCCUGCUUUUUUUCUCUCGUCAAUACACUAUGUGUUUUCCCAUAUUGAUAGCUUUUUUACAUCAUUAAUGCUUUCAUAUUAUUCUUCAAAUGGCUCUACCAUAAUUUUCCCAGCCAAUUCUCUACCAUUGGGCAUUUAAGUGAUUUCCAGUUUUCUGUUGUUACAACAUCUUGCCACCCAUCCUAGUACAUAUGUUUUUGUCCACAUAUCUAUUUUUUAGGAUGCAUUCCUAGAAGUGGAAUUGCUGGGUUAGAAGAGUAGGCACAUUUUAAGAUAUCUCAUGCAUACUGACAAAAUGGCACUGCUAAUUUACCCUCCAAGGCUAUUGCCAGUUUUCAAAAAGACCUAAGUAAGUAAAGAAAAUCUGGUACAUUUUAUCUCUGGACUAGGUAACACAGACUCAUCAACUCUAAGCUUUUGGCCAGAAUUACAGCAAUUCCGACCCACCAUGUUAGUUAUUGACACUUGCUGACCGGAAGCUAACUGGCUAUCAGGUUUUGGAUCAGUAUGGAAAGAGAAAGCAAGUUAGUGACUUAAAGCCUAUCAACUUUUCCGGGGGCCAAAAUAUUCAAAACCUGGUGAGCCGUGAGGAUUCCUAGUAAUAAAAGCAUUGGGGACAACUGGACCCCGGUGUCUGGCAUGGGCCCAGGACAGAAUCUUAAUUCUACAGGUGGGGCACUGCGACCCUGCCCGUGUCUAAACGCCCAACUCUCCUGACUCAAAGUCCACGCUGCUGCCCCAACUUAGUGCUACUCAAAGGAGGGCCACCCACUUGCCCCAACCUGCCCUGCCCCGAAAGGUGCCGCACACCGGCAGCGCCGCCCUGGCGGUGACCUGAUGCGGUUCAGCUGGCAGCUGCGCAUGCUCCGUCCUGCGCGCAGCCUCUAGGCGCCAGAGGGCGCGCUCCCCUCCAAGGCCCCGCCCCCACGGCCCCGCCCUCUGAGCCGUUGGGAUUUGAAUCUCCGGCGGGCUGCGGCUGGGAGUACCGACCCUCCAGUCCGGCAUGGAAAGCCCGGGCCCCAGCGUACGGUGCCCGGUGCAAGAGCAGCGUGCCCGUUGGGAGCGGAAACGCGCCUGCACUGCCCGGGAGCUGCUGGAGACCGAGCGGCGCUACCAGGAACAGCUGGGGCUGGUGGCCACGUACUUCGUGGGGAUUCUGAGAGCCAAGGGCACCCUGCGACCACCAGAGCGCCAGGCCCUGUUUGGGCCCUGGGAGCUCAUUUACGGCGCCAGCCAAGAGCUGCUUCCCUACCUCGAAGGAGGGCGCUGGGGACAGGGGCUGGAGGGCUUCUGCCCCCACCUGGAGCUCUACACCCAAUUUGCUGCCAACGCUGAGAGGUCCCGGACCACCCUGCAGGAGCAAUUAAAGAAGAACAAACGUUUCCGGAGGUUUGUGCGACUUCAGGAAGGUCGCCCUGAGUUUGGGGGCAUUCAGCUCCAGGACCUGCUCCCUCUGCCUCUGCAGAGGCUCCAGCAGUAUGAGAAUCUUGCCAUUGCUUUGGCUGAAAACACAGGUCCCAACAGCCCUGACCAUGAACAGCUCACAAGGGCUGCCCGGCGGAUAAGUGACACUGCCCAGAGAGUCCACACCAUCAGUCAGAAACAGAAGAAUGACCAGCACCUCCAGCGUGUCCAGGCUCUGCUCAGUGGACGGCAGGCAAAGGGGCUUAUCUCAGGUCGCUGGUUCCUACGCCAGGGUUGGCUGCUGGUGGUGCCUCCCCGAGGGGAGCCUCGGCCCCGAAUGUUCUUCCUCUUCUCUGAUGCACUCCUCAUGGCCAAGCCUCGACCUCCAUUGCACCUGCUGCAGAGUGGCACCUUUGCUUGCCAGGCCCUCUACCCCAUGGCUGAGUGUCAACUCCACAGGGUCUUUGGCCACUCAGGAGGCCCCUGUGGUGGACUGCUCAGCCUGUCCUUUCCCCACGAGAAGCUACUGCUUAUGUCCACAGACCAGGAGGAGCUGUCGCACUGGUACCGCAGUCUGACUUUGGCCAGCAGCAGCCAGAAGAACUAGAGGAAUCUUACAAAUUCGAGUCCAGGAUACCUCAGAGUCGGGAGUACAAAGGAAUCUUCUUCAGUACUAACAAAACACAGACUCUUCACAGUUUGAGAAGGGUCAUUCUGUGUUUGCGUGAGACCAAGACACGCCAUGUCGUUUGAACAGCUCUUGAGAAUCCGGACACCAAACCUGACCCAACUGAACCUCAGCUGAACCAGCUAUUUUUAUGUUGUAUGUAGUUUCUAUAAUUUAUUUUCCCACAGGAUUUUAGUAAAGUUUUUUCUUUUUUGGAGAAGCUUUUUAUCUCAGCUAUGCAAUAUGAGAAAAGGGGUUUCUGUGCCCUGAAGGCUGGCAUGACGGCGGCCUCAGGAAUACAAAGAGAAGGACUGGAGCUCCCUCUGUCUUCUCAGCUCCUGCACUGGAAGACAGCCUCUUUAUGUCCUAAUAAGGGAAGCUUUUCAAGAAGGCCCAGUUGUUUUUAGGCACCUAGUAUGGGGGUGUGUGUGUGUGUGUGUGUGACCAGCUGGAAUGGAAAAAGCACACAGGAUCAUCCAGUCACAAGAACAGACUCUGUUUUACUAAACUGUCAGCUGUUGUCCCUCCUUCCCGGUGGGGGCUGUGACUGGGGCCCUUUGCUGCAGCCUUCCGGCAUCUUCUCCUUAGCCCCUGCUCCAUUUCCCUGGGAGUAGCUAGGUUCCUCGUCCCUGUGCUCCAGUUUAGGGGCUCCUCCCAGGCCUGACUGUCACCAGCCUCUUCCUCGUCCUCCUCUAUAGAUAAGUCCUCAGGAAAGGGUGUGCUGGCCUCUGUGAAGAGGAAGAUCAGGCAUGUUCCAGUCUGAGAGGCUUUGUCUCUACCUCCACCAGACUCUCACCUCCCAAACCUGUACCUGGUUCUGGAACCUCCACACCCUUGUUUGGUUUGCUCUCUCGUAGCAGCUGGUGGAUGGCCUGUAGCUUCAUGUGCAAAAGCUCCUGCUGGGCUCCAGCCAGGGUAGUCACACUGCAGAUAUGUCCACUCAGAGG
This is a messenger RNA of Globicephala melas (long-finned pilot whale), 4189 nucleotides long. It is a transcript of the gene ARHGEF39, whose product is annotated as Rho guanine nucleotide exchange factor 39. Gene Ontology annotation, molecular function: guanyl-nucleotide exchange factor activity. Lineage: Eukaryota; Metazoa; Chordata; Mammalia; Artiodactyla; Delphinidae. Gene Ontology annotation, biological process: positive regulation of cell migration. Gene Ontology annotation, cellular component: plasma membrane. The record is from RefSeq and is a predicted model, not a curated record.